CGAAGCCAGGCCAGGCGAGGGAAGGAGGACGGAGGAAUAAUCCCGCAAGCGCUCCGCCUUGCCUCCGGGAUCUCGCCGGUUCCGCCCGCACGGUGGCCUGAGGGCGGUUGAUCGAAGAUCUCUGCCUGUGAGAUCUGUGUUCUGGGAAAGUCAUGAACAGCGCAACCACCGGUUGUUAACUCCCUCUGUAGAUUACCACCACAAGCAACCGCAAGAAUGGUGUUCCAGAAGCGGGCGUCGUCGGAGAUGGAGGCGUGUGGCGGCAGCCACGUCGCGGAGAUGCCGCGCGUCCCCAAAUCCGCCAGGGGCAAGAGAUCGGUCCGGAAGAAGGAGAGCCAGGGCCAGGCGAUGUGCGCCUUUGACCUUCUCGCCACGGUGGCCGGGAAGCUGCUCGACGAGGGCGAGGGCUCGCUGGGGAACAUGACCGCUGCCGCUGCUGCUCCGGUACUCGCUGCUGCUGCGUCUGCCAAGGUGAAGCAGGAGCUGUGCGAUGAGGAGGCCAAGAAUAUGAAGAAUGAUGUCAUGGAUCAGGACAGCUGCAACGAGAGCGUGCUGAUCUCCCACAUUGCGUCCCAGAGGCUGGUGGAUCACCAUGCCAGGAAGGCAGAGGAUCUGAAUGAGGUUCCCAAGGCCAAGUCUGAGGCUGUGGACAAGGAACACUCGAUGAUAAGCUGUACCAAGGCUGACUUGGGCUGUAACUUCGGUGCCAUCGCCGAUAGGUGGUCGCCUGAGUCCGUCGAGUCAGGGGCCUUCACCGGCGACGCGGCGGCAAAUGUGAUGGCAUUAGCCGCAGCAGCCUUUCACAAGAAUGCCCCUGAUAUGUACAAUCUGAUCGACCCCAUGGAUGUCGAUGUGAAGCCGCCUCCUCUGGUCAGCUCUGACAGCACCGGCGAGAUGCCGUUGUAUGGCGACAAGAUUCGCAGGUCGGUGUCCUUUCCGAGGGGGCCGAAAGGAGAAGCAGAGCAUGUUGUAGAUAGAGAGGUUGAUGAUGAUGAUGAUAAAUCUUCCGGGUGCACGCAUUCGAGCACCGCCACUAACAGGGGCUUCAGGCCCAAUUGUGCAGCUGAUCAUAGUAGGGUAAAGAAGUUCCUUGCCAGGAUGCGCAAUGGAGAUCUUUCAUAUAGUGAUGCUGACCGGAAGCCUUCUUUCCGUAACAAGAAAAUGUAUUAUACGAGGCAAAGGACGCAAAGGAGUACAUUCAAGCGGAGGAAGAUGUUGGAUCGUCAUUCAACUAUAGUAUCUGAAGAAUUUGCCAAAUCAAAUGCUAGGAGAACCACAAAGGUUACAGCAAGACCUGCCCCUUUGGGAGCUAACAAGGGAAGCAAUUCAAUGCCAUUCCAUAGGUCUUCUGGAUCAAACAAUUGCCAUAUGAAACUUAAGAUAAAAUCUUUCAAGGUGCCUGAACUUCUAAUUGAGAUCCCAGAAACUGCAUCUGUUGGUUCACUGAGGAAAACUGUUCUGGAGGCAGUGAAUGCCAUGCUUGGAGGUGGUCUGCGUGUCGGUGUUCUUCACCAUGGAAAGAAAAUCAGAGAUGAUAGCAGAACCCUAUUGCAGGCUGGGAUUGCUCAUGAUGAUAUGCUGGACAACCUAGGCUUUUCACUUGAACCCAACUGUACACAGCAUCCAUCCCAACAUGCUGCUGCUGAAGACAUGGAAUUCCUUGAAACCGUUGAUACCACUGAACCCCUAGCAAGGAUCCCACCGUCUGAGUCGUCUUCGAAGCAUGGCGAAGUUGAUGCCUCCCACGAGCUUGCAUUGACCCCCUUAACAGGAAACUACCAGGGGAAUGAUCAUGAUUCGGUGCACUCUCCCGGUGGCAUUUCCUCAGCUGAGAAAGCUUCAGCAAACUCGCGAGCCAUUGUUCCGGUUGCACCUGUAGAUUCCAGUGCAGGAGCAAUAGUUCUAGCAAAUAAGGCAAAGAGGUCAUCAGAACAGGGGCAGCGUCGAAUCAGACGCCCCUUCUCUGUUUCCGAGGUGGAAGCACUAGUGCUUGCAGUGGAAAAGCUUGGAACUGGAAGAUGGCGGGAUGUUAAACUCCGCGCUUUUGACAACGCGAAGCAUCGGACUUAUGUCGAUCUUAAGGACAAAUGGAAGACGCUGGUGCACACAGCGAGCAUCUCGCCCCAGCAGCGGCGCGGUGAGCCGGUGCCACAGGACCUGCUGGACCGGGUCCUGGCUGCCCAGUCGUAUUGGUCGCAGCAGCAAGCCAAGCUCCAGCCUAAGACACCCCCUCUGGCUGAGGCUCGGCUGCUCACCUAAUCUUCUCAGUCUCAGCUAAAUGGGAAACCAUUCCGGCAUUUGUAUAGUCAGUCAGUCAGCCCAUUCAAAGGAAGGAGGUUAAGGAAGAUAGUAGAAAAAUAUAUACAGUACUGCAUAAAAAAAAGAAGGUACAAGAAGCAUUGACCGCAUUGUUGUAAUAUCUACUCACCAACAGCUAUUCUUUUAAGCCAGGGUUCUCUCUCCUUGUGAAUUUAACCAAAGGAAAGGGAAAUUUCUUUGGCAAAUUGUACAUGAUGAUGAUGAUGAUGAUGGAAGAAGAUGAUGAUGAUCCAUGAACACUGAGAUCUGCAGCUAGUGACUACUACUAACUCACAACGAUUGUUUGUGCUAAAAAGAAGAAGAGGAGAGUGAAAGCUUCAGAUUCUUUUGUUCAAUUCAAUUCAUUCUUUUGGCAAGAGGAUGAGUGUGGCGGAUGGAUAAGGAGGGAUGGAUCCGUGCUCCCCUUUUCCCUUUUCUUCUUCUUAUGUUACUUAGUUGUACUACAGUAGUAAUUUUUCUUCACCAAUCUUGUACGUAGUAGUUAUUUUGAUCCCCUCAAAAUUGUACUUGAUCAUCUAACAAUAUAUGAAAGAUUAAUUUUUUUAA
Lolium rigidum is the source of this 2865-nucleotide messenger RNA. RefSeq names its product telomere repeat-binding protein 5-like. The record is from RefSeq and is a predicted model, not a curated record. Lineage: Eukaryota; Viridiplantae; Streptophyta; Magnoliopsida; Poales; Poaceae.